AUGCGCUCUCUCGCGUCAGCCUUCAGUCGCCGCCUCGUCGGCCCUCAAGCAUCGGCUCUCUCGCUUCGAGGAGGCGCGGGAGCGCGACUCGGCUUCGGACGUCCACCCGCUUCCGAGCUACCAGAGAGCGAUGAGCUGACGUGGUACGACGGCACGCCCAACCCUGAGACGGCUACAGACACCAUCCUGCCGAACCUGCCGUCUGUGAGUCGCCCCUGCCACCACGGCGCUGCAGUGGCUAGCAGCAGGGCUGUCAGUGCUUGCCCUCGUGGGUCUUGCUGCAGUUGUCAACGACAAGCCCUCUCGAGUCCCCUGGCUUUGCCCUCCGUUUGGAACCAUUGCCUCAAUCUUUUUCCCCUCCGCUCUCCCUUCUCUCCUCUCUCCUCAUACCAACCACCACAGACCACGGCACUGCAGUGGCUAGCAGCAGGACUCUCAGUGUUUGCCCUGGUGGGUCUUGCUGCAGUGGUCAACGACAAGCCCUCGCGAAUCCCCUGGGCCCCCCGUGAGUUCCCGUACGACGACGGUCUUCCCGAGUGCACCAAAGACAAGCUGCCCGCCUGA
This is a messenger RNA of Closterium sp. NIES-65, 564 nucleotides long. Lineage: Eukaryota; Viridiplantae; Streptophyta; Zygnematophyceae; Desmidiales; Closteriaceae. The record is from the annotation of a GenBank genome assembly.